ACUGAGCAUUCUGGUUUAAAAACUUCAAAGAUUGAAAAUGACUUUGGCUCAAAGAAGGAUAAUAUUAUUUCCAACGUAGAAAAAGUAAAAAAUCAUGAGACUAGGGAUGGUCUGUUACAUUUUUCUAGGGUGUCUCAUAUUAAAAAUGAUGAAGUCAAGUCAGCAGGCAACUCGUCUGUGCCCACAAAAAUUAUUACCACUAACAGCCAUACCGAGGCAGAUUUGAUUCCUGAUCUGAAAAGAGAAGAAUCUUUUACUGAAGUUAAAAAGAAGAAGAAGCGAGUUGGGGGCAACAAUUUAGCAAGCGCCGUUUCAUCACACACAAGAAAUUUUAAUUCUAAUGUGACAUUUUAUCGCAACCAUCCUCGACAGAAACCUGGUGGCUCUCCAGUUAAUGGAAACUUGGCUUCAAACAUGUAUUCACUUGUUGUGAAUGAUCAACCUCACAUGCCACGGGACCUAAGUCCAUCAUCGUUUCCUAGUUUAUCUGGAACAGGUCAAAGGCGCAAUUCUUGUGGUGAGUUUGACACGGAUGCAAUGGAUAAUAGAAACUUGUAUGACAGUGACAGGGAGUCUGUCAAAUCACUGCCAGUGACACACGGGGGAAGACCCAGCAGUGACACCUACCCAGUCUCCUAUGCCACCAUGGUUGCAGCACCUCCAAGAUACGACAGCAACAACAGUCCCAGUUCAGAAUCUGGUGUGGCUAGUGGUUCUCAGAACAGCAGUGUUGACAGCAAUAUAAUGCAGACCCCAACUGGCAGCAUAGAUAUAGCUCCUCAGCCCUGUCCUAAUCCCAAUACCACUCCAGAACGAAAGCCCACUGUCUGGAAAGGUAGCCCUCGCGAGCGGCGACAUUCAAUAGGCUCCAGUCCAGAGGACAAAGCUGAGAUAGAGUGCAUCUCCCAGCGCAAUCGUCAGAAGAGUGGUAGUCAGGAAAUUUUUACCAGAGAGGUACAUUUAGAAAAUACUAACAGUGAACCACCUGAAAGAGCUGAAAUUUGUGAAGGGGAUAUUCCUACGAGUUCUCAGUUGCAAGAUGAAGAUGUCCACAAAACUGCCAAGAUUAACUCUUUCCAUUCAGAGAAGAUCAAUCCCUUUGUUAUAAGUCCUUUGCCUUCAGUUCUGUGCCCAGUUUCAUCACCAUCUGCAAGUCCUGGUGAAUUAGGUUCAACCCAUGCUUCUCAGCCACCAAAACAACUUCAGUCUUCCUGUGAUAAGAUGAGCCUGGAGCACAAUAGCCUCAAUACAGGCCACAGCGGAAUAGAACUGCCCGUCCUGCAUUCUAACAUCCCCUAUGUAACCAUGAGCAGUAUGACCAAGGUAACUGGUGGGGCUGGCAGGAACAAGCCUGUCUCACUUGUUCUGGACACCACCAAGAAAUGCAACAGUGGCAACAACACUAAAUCGGUUGUGUUCUUAGAUAAACGAUUUAGUAAUUCUCCUCAGGAUAUUGGGAUUACUUUUGGCUUUGACUUAGAGUCGAUGCCUGAUUCAACUAGUCCAGUUAUAAGUCAUUCACAGCCAACUUCAGUCAUCACCGCCGUCACGUCGGCUGUUUCUUCUUCACAGCAAUUCUCUCACAUUCCACCUCUGAGUGGUGCUGCAAACAAGUCAGACUUGUGUGUUUCUUCCAUUAGUGAUAAAUCUCUAGUUCUUAAAGGUCCACACAUAGAGGGGCACUGUAAUGGUCUUAUUCUUCCUUGUACUGCUGGCGAACAAAGCCUAGUGGCAAACAGUUGUGAUAACAGAACUAAUGCUCAUGUGGUAAAAAUGGAGCCUCCAAGUAGUGAUGAGGGUAGUCAACAAGUGCUUCCCUCUGUCACCAAUAUUAGCACCAGCAAGGUUGGCUCUGGCAUGUCCACACCAAACCAGAGCUCUGGCUCCACUUCAGUUGGAUUGAUUUUCUCACCCAAUCAUCCCCCACCACCCAUUUCCCAAGGAGAUGUUUCCACCACUAGCAGAAGUUAUAAUACUGCCAGUGCCACUACCUCUUUAUCUUUGCAAGCCAGUGCAAGUAAACCAAGUAAAGUUAGUUUAAUGGCUACUGCAGCCGAUCAUUCAUUAGUUGAAGUAAGCAGACCAGUUAAUUCUGUAAAAAUGUUGGCAUCAAGUGAAGCUAAAUUUGCUAACCUAGGACCAGAUGUUCUAAAGACUUUAAUUCCUGUAGUGUAUGGAUUGAAGAUUGAACCAAGAGGAGGUUGUGGAAAACUUCUCUUUGUACCGCCGAAUGCUGUCAAAGCUGGAGUAAACUACGCAGAAAUUGGCAGCUUCCUUAAGAAAAGUAAGUUAUUUUAGAUUUGUUGCAGUUGAUUUUAAGCAAAACUAUUUACUCUCUUUUGAUUUAAUAGUAGUGAUUUAUAAAUAGUGUGGCAAAUUUUACUUUUCACUGGCCACUACUGCAUCUGUGGCUAUUUUGGAAAAAGGUUGACCACCUUGGUCUAGGAAUGUUUAUUCAAUAAUGAUACAUUUUACUAUCUUCAAGCGUCAAAUACAUUAGCCCCCAACACAAUGUUAUUGUGUAAUGAGCAAAGCUAUCACCGGACAGACGUUCAUUUUUAUGCGCCUAUGAAAAAAACUUAGAUUAAAUGUUCACGAACGACCUAGAUGCAGCGCAAAAUCACGAUUUUUUAAAUUUAUGUAGCUCAUAUAGGGAAAACUCAUACAUGGAUCAUCUGAUCCAGGCCCAAGAUCUCAGGAACGCUUUCAAAAAACAUUUCACAAAUCCUUCCUUAUUACAUACAUCUCACCACUUAUGACACACUGCAUCCAAUUACUAGAAUAUGGAUCUAAUCUUUUUUCAAAAUCUAUUAGAGUUGUGUGUUUGUACAUUUGUUGAAAGUCAUCGAUAAAAUUUUGUUGCUUAGUUUAUAUUUAUGAUAAAAUUCUAGCUGAUACUAUUUCUAGAUACAUGCAAUAUAAAAUCAGUGAUUUAAAUGAGUGAUUUAAGCAAUUUAAAUCAAUUUCAACAUAAAUUUGUUUGUUUUAGAAUGGUCAGAAAUCAGUGAUACACAGAAAAAGGGUAAGUCUUACUAGAAACAUGUUAAUUAUUUGUCACCUCCAUAAGCAUUAGAUUUAAAUUUAAUUCUCUAUAAUUUUCCUAACUGCCCUAGCUUUUGGGAUUUUACUGUGACAUUUAAAAGUGACCAUGAGAGAAAACUGUUUACACUACCUUUUGCAUUGUAAUGUGAUUUCUUCUUGCUUUCUUAAUACUUGUAUGAUCAUAAUGAUGAGAAUUUCAACACUGAUUAUAGUGAUAAGAAUGCCAAACAAUAAAAACUGAUGAUCACAUGGCUUAGUCAUAGAAACUUGGUCAUACGAAUAUUUGAACUUAAUUGUAGCUUUUUAGUUUCAACUAAUUAAUUUUUAAAAUGUGCAGGUAAAAUAUUGUGGAGAUCUAGAAAAUGUUCAGUAAAUUUUAUAUUAUUGAGCCAGCAACUCUUCUCUCGCUGUCAUUCAGCAAAACACAAAGACACUAAGUAUGCAACAGAAUCUAAAACGUUGACUUAUGUGUAAUUUAGCACAAAUUUAAUUUUACAAUGUAGAUUGAAAGUUAAUUUCUGCUAAUUAUAUAUUAUUAUUAUUCACAUGUAUUUAUAGAGUUUUGUCACAAAUAAAAUUUAACCUUUCUAGUUCUUCAAAUCACCUACAUUAUUUGUGUCUUUCCAUACUAAAGUUUUCAGCUCACAUUGUCAAUGGCAGAAAUAAAAGCAGUUUGAGCCAUUAAAAAACAAAUUUGUUAAAGACUAUCAAAUUCUUCACCUUCUUUUUUUUUGGUCUCUUUUGGUUCACAGGUUCAAAUGCAUAUAAGACAUAUUGUGAAGAUGAGCAAAGUACAGUAAAGCACUGAACUUAUGGGGGCAAUGUUUUGAUGUUGCUACAGUGUGCUACCAUAAGUCAAGGCCUCUGAAGUUUCACUACAGCAUAAAGCAAAAUUUAUAUUUCUAAAUAUGAUUAUUUAGUUAAGAGGAAACUAAGUGGCUCAAACUGUGGUGAAAAAAUAUAUAUUGAAAGCUAUUUAUUUAAAGUGAAAUGCAGUUUUUGUCCUGAUAAAUGGAUGCCGUCUUAGGGAAUGAAGUGUUACCUUCUACAAAUUUCCCUUUUGGGGACAAAUGCAAUUAAUUAUUUUUCUUUUGUUUCAAUUCGCCAGUGAGAUGACAACAUAAUUAUAUUCCCCAUUAGGAUUCAAUUUUUCACACCGUAAUUCACCUCAACAACAUUGAGUUGCUAUAAAAUAUGUUGUUUUACAAGAGUGACA
Messenger RNA from Lymnaea stagnalis (great pond snail), 4258 nucleotides. The record is from the annotation of a GenBank genome assembly. Lineage: Eukaryota; Metazoa; Mollusca; Gastropoda; Lymnaeidae.